Micropterus salmoides (largemouth bass) is the source of this 948-nucleotide messenger RNA. RefSeq names its product glycogen synthase kinase binding protein. Bases 125 to 664 code for a protein of 179 amino acids. The record is from RefSeq and is a predicted model, not a curated record. Gene Ontology annotation, cellular component: cytoplasm. The transcript has a single exon. Lineage: Eukaryota; Metazoa; Chordata; Actinopteri; Centrarchiformes; Centrarchidae.
AGUCGGGUUGUUGGUGACUGCCGAGCGGCGUGGUGAGAGCGAGGAGCAGUCCGGGCGGCUCUCAUUCACACCGACAACAAAAACACUCUGAGGAGAAAACACACCGGACAGAUUAUCCGCCAGAAUGCCGUGUCGGAAGGAGAACUACAUCUUCCUGGAGCAGUCCGUUACCGUGGGCUCCAAAGAAGUGGACGCGCUGGUGACUAAAAUCGGCGAGGCGCUGCAGCUCCACAACAAUAACAGCGGCCACCAGAAGAAGACGGUGUCCGUGGCUGUGUCGUGUCUGCACGGGCUCACCGGCAGCGGCACCGGCGGGGUUAAACCCGCGGGCAUCAUCAGCGGCUGCGGCGGCGGUGGAAGCACCGGAGCUCCGCAGAAACGCACAGGCUGCUGCAUGCGGCUCCGGAACAACCGGGGACACCGGCGGGAGAGCAGCAGGGCAAGCCCGUAUAGAAUCCCCGGGUCCAACAGCGACCAGGACUGGGACCAAUCCAUCAAACCGUGGAACAAAAAAAGAAUCAACGUGGAGGAGGACGACCCGCACCGGCUCCUCCAGGAGUUAAUUUUAUCGGGGAACCUGAUUAAAGAGGCCGUGAGGAGGCUGCAGUUCUCCGCGACGGACUGUGGAGAUUUCCCCAAGGCGGCGGACAAUGUGCCGUGCUGAUUAACGUUAACGGACGGACCGGGGGACCUGGGGGGGAGGUAGGGAGGUUCCUCUCCCCUCCGGAUGGACACAUGAACUAUUUAGAAUAAAAAUGUUCACAUGACUGGUAGCUAUGUUUCUAAUUUCAUCAAAUUUUGGCAUUGAUUGAACGUUUGUUACGCUACGUUUGGCUAGCAGUUAGCCUAGCUGGCUCGCUAGCCACCCGGCUAAUGAGCCGUGUUGUUUAUGUUUGAAUGUCUCCUUGAGGGUCAGACGUGCGGGGCGGGGGGGGGGGGUUGAGCCAC